AUGUCUGCUCCCAUCUCCGAACUUGCUGCGCCACGUAGGCUUUCGCCAUUGAUUCGACGAGCUCAUGCGCGAUUCGAGGUGCUGAAGUCGCCAGGACUCUUUCGACAUUUGAGACUCCGGUUCAAGGAAUGUACGGAUUGCGCGUCCGUUAAGGGGCGACCACCGAAUCCAGGACCCUCUCCCUGGAAUAUUGAACCGACUGGUCCAUUCGAAGUAGUGUCCAUGGAUUUUGUCACGCACCUUCCGAAGUCGGAACGCCAGAAUACCUUCCUACUUUUGUUUCAGGACAUGUUCACGGGUUACGUUAUGUGUAAACCCAUGAACAGUACUACCGCUCAAGACUGUGCUGAAGCCUAUGAAGAGGUUGUGUUCAGGAACUAUGGCAGAUCCAGGUUCAUGAGUCGGCUGUUCGGUCGCUUCAGCGAGAUGAUGGGUAUCCAGCAGAAAGCUACGGUCGCGCAUUGCCCUCAGGUCAAUGGCCAGCAGGAACGAUCGCGUCAGACUGAAUCAGAGCGUAUGUUGAAAAGCCCGACGAAACCGACUGGGACGACCAUGCAGAGAAGCUUCUGCAUGCUAUAA
Molecule: messenger RNA, 579 nt
Organism: Phytophthora megakarya
Lineage: Eukaryota; Oomycota; Peronosporomycetes; Peronosporales; Peronosporaceae
Source: the annotation of a GenBank genome assembly